Messenger RNA from Verticillium dahliae VdLs.17, 950 nucleotides. RefSeq lists its product as uncharacterized. The transcript is spliced from 2 exons. The coding region runs from base 666 to 950 and encodes 94 amino acids. NCBI's taxonomy places the organism in Eukaryota, Fungi, Ascomycota, Sordariomycetes, Glomerellales, Plectosphaerellaceae. The record is from RefSeq and is a predicted model, not a curated record.
GACUGAAUCUCUUUCAAACCAGCUUGUCGUUCCGCUUCUGAAAGAACGAUAACGGGCAACCCAUAGAGGCCUGUCCUACUCCCCAUACGGCGAUGUCAGACCAACACCAGGCAGGGGCCGCUGGAGGAUUCUUUCCUCCCGCAUCUUUGCCCUCGCCUGCGCCCAGUACAGCUUCCAGUCGAUCAACAUCCUUAUUGCCACAUCCACGAGCUCGCCCACUGCCAUCGGGCUCCACCAAGGAAGCGACGGUGAGGAGGUAUGUCGAGGAACGCAUGACAGUCGUCGCUCGACGCUAUGUAAAGAAAUUCAGUGCCCCAGACCCCGGCGACGGAUUCGUGGGCUACGCGGGGUUCAGCGAGCUGUGCAAGGAUCUACAAAGCAUCAUCGAUGUUCUCUGGUUAUCCGGAACACCAAGUUUGCAAAUACCUUUUCUACUCAACGUGGCAAGCGAAUUCACUAGGUACAUUGUGUCGUUUCCUCCCUCGCCAAGGGCUACUUUUGUCAUUUUGCGAAAACUUGACAAAUGUUUUGCAAGUCUCUUAUGCGGGCAGGACAUCGAUACGAAAGAACCUCUGCCAGGUUUCGAGAACGGGCUUCGGGCUGGCAUGACCACUACCGACAUGGUGCGAUGCCGGAGUCUCGUGGAACAAUCUCGUAUCCUCGUAAUGGAGGUUCUCAGUUCCAAUACGGAGGAGACCGAUGAUGCUGAUCUUGACGAUGGCGGGGAAAGUGACACUGAUAACGAUCGCGAUGCUCUUUCCGUGGCGAACCUUGGUACGGGGCAGGGCUCUACCGCCUGGGUCGAAGACGAUGAAGCCCGGUUGAGCAUGGAUGUCGUUCGCGUGUACGAAAAUACCAUCGUGCAGCUUGGCAAUCGGCUAGGUGAUACCCUCGGCGGCAAAAUUCAGAUUGGCAUUGGCGCGGAAGACCAUCCCAGGCCGGAUAACUGA